Molecule: messenger RNA, 3104 nt
Organism: Mugil cephalus (flathead mullet)
Lineage: Eukaryota; Metazoa; Chordata; Actinopteri; Mugiliformes; Mugilidae
Product: WD repeat containing planar cell polarity effector
Exons: 18
Coding region: 591-2675 (694 amino acids)
Biological process (GO): nervous system development; establishment of protein localization; cilium organization
Cellular component (GO): axonemal basal plate
Molecular function (GO): protein binding
Source: RefSeq, a predicted model, not a curated record
AUCAAAUUUCCACAAUGUAGUCAAGUAAUUAUCGAACGAGACAUCGUUGUCGGACAAACUACACUUAAGUAUUCUGUAAAAACGUUUUUUAUAUACAAAUUAUCGCCUAUUAAUGAACUAGCUGGUUAGCACAGCGACGAUAAUGAGCUAACAGGUUAGCAUAGUUUUAGUAGUCAUAGUAACGCUUGUUGCUUAGCGACUUGGCUGCGGCAGUAGAGAGCGGUUAGCUAGCUAGUCACAUACUUUGCCUUAGCUACUCGUUAGAAAGAUACACAGAAUUCGUUUUAAGUGAAAUAAACCUGAUUAAAUAAAAACGUUUUCUUUCUGACAAAUGUCUUGUUAAGUUCGGAUAAUGCUAGUUAAUUACCUGGAGCGACCAACUUUAGCUGCGUUCACAUGCCAACCUCAAACGGACUGAAGUAAACUUGUUAAAUGUAAUUAUUUACAGGGUAACCCGUGUGCUGGGCUUGCAGUUUCUGCUAACGUUUCCCUGAUGCACGCUGAAGAAUCGCAGCUAAAUCGGGAGCACGGAAACUUUUGCUGACUUCGACAGUGAGAUAAUCAAGACUUGGGUUACACUCCUCCGACUGAUGGCGUUCUGCCUGGCUGAGCUGCACUUGUGGUCGACCAAGAGCUCACUCCAAGUUAAAGAUACAGAUAUUGGCACCUAUCAGUACUACGAUAAAGGAGAGCCAGCCAUUUCCCUGGAGCAUCACUACUACAACGAGAAACUCCACUUCUGUGAAGCUCGAGGCUAUUCAUGGACCCCCAGGAACCGCCGUCCAGAGAAGCUACGUGAUUCGCUGAAGGAAUUAGAGGAACUGUUGCAGACCAACACCUGCAUUCACACCAGAUGGAGAAACAAGCACUGCUGCCAGGUGAUGCUGAGCAGUGGAGCACUGGUGACUUUGACCCUAAAUGGACCUCAACUGGAAGACGUGUGUGUAGACCGUACGUUAGUGGGCCGAGUACCAGCCAGCACAGUUACUGAUGCGGUGCUGAGCGAUAGGCUGAUUCUGCUGUCCUUCCUGGAGCAGAGCCAAGUGGCUGCAGUCUACCUGAACAGGAAGAACCAGGGCUCCCCGGAGACUGGCAGGCGAACAGACAAACUCUCACCCUCUGAAAUCAAGGUGGUGUGCGUGGAGGUGAGUGGGCGGGGUCGCAGGCUGCAAAGACACGUGGGUCUCAACCGACUCCAGGAUGUGGCGCUCUGCUGGUGGAACCUGGACGAGACCGAGGAAGAGCUUUGGCCCUGGACUCCGACAAACACCCAGAGAAACAACCUGGCCCUGAUCAGCUGCUCUCCCACUGAAGGACUCAGGGUCAUUAGCUCUGUCCGGACUGAAAGCAACCUCCUGGACUGUCGCUUCAGCCAACUCCAGCCCUACCAGAUCCUAUCAGUGGAGUUACCUGCAGUACCCCAAGGAUUCAGAGAGGGGUCCUGGGCUGAAACCUGCGCGUACGAAUGUGCCCGAGGUCGCCUGCACCGCCUAUCCGUUACCCGCAUCCCGCUACCGUCACAUCCCGUCUCCUGUGCUCGUCACCCCUCAGAGACCACACUUCUCCUGGGCUUAAAUGACUCUUCUUUAGUCCUUUACGACCAGCGACGGGGGGUGUCUCUCUUGGCCCCCUGCCCCGUGCCACCCUCCCUCCUCUCUUGGCACCCUGCUGGGGCUGUUGUCAUCGUAGGGGGAGGACAGGAGGAACUGAUGUGCUUUGAUGUGGGCUUGGCACCUGUACGAUUGGCACUGGUAGCGGAGGAGGUUACUUCAGCUGCCACGUUACGACUAACUCAGCACCUGCGCUGCUCCGGAGGCCUGGAGGGGCUGCAAUGGGCGAACGGCUUGGAUGGAGGCCCAGAGGGGACUGAUAUGUUGACACUUGCCUUUCAUGGGGGACCACUAGCAGCCUUAAGAUUCAGACUAGGAGCUCUAACGGGGGGCCAGAUGGGUCCAGUGGAGCUGCUGCAGCAGAGACUGCGUUGUGGUCAGGUCAAAGAGGCGCUGGGAAUUCUGGAGGCCAUGGACUGGAGGACCAUGGGGGACGAGUGCUACCGAGGUCUGAGCUCGGUCGCCAACCACCUGCUGAGGCUGGAGCUGAACGCGGAGAGAGAGGCCCAGCUAGAAGCAGUUUUAGGUGUGUUCUACGCCCCUCCCGCCCCUCUCUCCGAUACAGUGAUACUGGAGUACAGGGAGCCAAUCAGCAAGUACGCCCGCCGCCUUUUUCACCACCUCCUCAGACAUCAACGCUUCGAGAAGGCCUUCCUCCUCGCCGUAGAUUUAGAAGCUAGAGAUUUAUUCAUGGACCUCCAUUAUGUUGCCAGUGAUAAGGGCGAGGUGGUGCUCGCGGACGUGGCCAAGAGGAAAGCUAAUGAAAUCGAGGCCCAGGCCGUCGCAGAUCUUCUCAGAGGCCGAAACAAUGUGCACGGAUCCAGCUUCAGCGACCAACGAACAGAGUGUAACCAAAGUGCCACUUCGCACCUGAACACCUGCACAAGACAUGCUGAUGGAAGAGUCAAUCAAAUGAGACCACGAGGGGAGACCAUAGAGGUGACCGUCAGCCCAGAUGUGCUCAGGACUCUAAGGCAAACAGGAAGCAGAGGAGGCGACACAGAUGGAGGGAAUGAUGAUGAAGACCCCGGGACGCUUCGGGUGGUUCAUUUAGGAAUGGUUUGAAAGCACUAACGAACACGAGAUAAGUCUUUAUUAAUCCCAACGGGAGACUGGAGAAAGGCAUCUCACCAAUAACAAGCUCACACAAAGUAGUACCUGAGAUAUUAUCUGUAGGAUCUGAAGGAUCUAAGGAUGUUAUUGUACACACUCUGCUGAAAAGCACUGUUUUCUGAACCAAAAGCCUUUAUUUUGUCAGACCUGUCAUAUUAUAUCUGUCAAUUUAAACCAAUUCAGGUUAUUUUCUGUCUAAACCUGAAAAAGAAAACAGUUACACCAGGUUCAUCCUUUAAAAACAUGACAGAAAAUGUUUUUAAACCGUGCCAUUAAUCAGCCUGAAAAAAAUAAAGACUUCUAUUAUACUUCCAUCAUAGCUGAUAUUGGAUGUUGCAGGCUUCCUCUGCAUGUGUGAGUACUACGUGUGUGUGUGUGUGU